This is a messenger RNA of Ipomoea nil (Japanese morning glory), 1074 nucleotides long. Its product is annotated as transcription factor TFIIIB component B''-like. The coding region runs from base 395 to 1066 and encodes 223 amino acids. The transcript has 7 exons. Gene Ontology annotation, cellular component: transcription factor TFIIIB complex. The record is from RefSeq and is a predicted model, not a curated record. Gene Ontology annotation, biological process: RNA polymerase III preinitiation complex assembly. NCBI's taxonomy places the organism in Eukaryota, Viridiplantae, Streptophyta, Magnoliopsida, Solanales, Convolvulaceae. Gene Ontology annotation, molecular function: TFIIIC-class transcription factor complex binding.
UUCCUAAUUCCUGUGCACAAGAUUCGCAGUCUACUGACUUUGUGGAUAAAGAAAGACUUCCUGCACUUUCCGAUGAUGUUCUUGAUUUGUCAUCUUUAGGAUUUGAUCAUGCUCGUCCCACAGAAUCUACACCUGAAGUUCCAGUUAAUGAGGAAAUGCCAAAUGUUGAUGUGAAUUUUCCAGCUGAACAGCCUGGCAGCUCUGCUAUAAAUGAGGAUGAAAAUAUUGAUGCAGAGUUUCAGGUGGAAAAUGAAUCCCAAAAGAAAAAAGGACGAAAAAGGCUGGUGAUGAAGAAAAGCCUGCUAGAAAGCGUAAAAAAGCUAAUGAUAAAACUGAGCAGGCAACUAAAGAGAAACCUAAAAAGUUUUUUCACACAACUCGGCAGAAGAGAAGGAUGGUGGACAAGGCUUUAUUGGAUACUCCAGAGGAUGAGAUUGACUUCCAAAGAGUGCGAAUCAAUGAUCUAAUUUUGCUUGCAGAGCACAAGGAGCGGUUGGCGAAAAAGGAGGCAGCACUACAGAACCCACAACCACAAGUAAACCAGAGCAAUUUUGAUAACUCGUCUGAAUUGAACAAUGAAGAGGAGAGGUUUACUUUUGAUGAAGAUGAAAAUGGAGAAGCGUUUGAGGAACAAACAACUAAUGAGGUGGAAGAUAGUACCAUCUACUUUAAUUAUCAAACUUACAUGGAAAAAACACCCCGAGUCCGAUGGUCAAAAGAGGACACAGAAGUGUUGUAUGAGGCCAUACGGCAAUUUGGCUCAGACUUUUCCAUGAUACAACACUUUCCUGGGCGGACACGCGCUCAGGUAAGACUGAAGUAUAAGAAAGAAGAGCAGCGACAUCCAUCAAGAGUUCAUGAUGCUCUAACUAAUCGUUCCAAAGAUCAUUCCCGCUUUGAGCAAGUGAUUGCACAGUUGAAGCAAAUUGCAGCAGAGGAAAUCCAAAAUGAUGACGGCAUAGAUGAGUCAAUUGACUUGACAGGCGAAGAGGUUGAGGGGCAGAAGGAAGAAUCAAAGUCGGAGCAUAACGAGGAAGCAGAGGUCCAAUACAAGAGUGAGUUUUGAUUUAAAAU